CAGACAACAGAGAGACUGAAGGAGGAGGACAAUGUGGUGGCUUUGGACGGUGGCCUUGUGUCCUCUGAUAGAAUCCUUCAGAGAAGGAAAAGCUGAGGAAGCGAUUGGAACUCUGGGAGGAUCUGUAACUUUCCAUCUGAAGACUUCGAAAGAAUUCACAUCAGUCUCCUGGCUUAGAUCUGUCCAAGAUAAACCUGUUCAUUUUGCUUCUCUGGAUCUGGAAGCAGGCCGGCCCUGUGACAUCAAGGUUAUCUUCCCAAAAUUUGAAAGGCGAUUGGAUGUCUCAAGGGACUGCAAGAACUUACAAAUCAGGAAUCUAACUCAAGAUGACUCUGGAACAUACAGAGCACAAAUAGGGGAAGAUGGUGGGACCUUCAGGCUGAAGGUGUACAAACAUCUGUUGGAGAGCGAUCUGGAAGUCCAAUGCGAAAUGCACGUACUCAGUGAUGGGACUUACAUCUUGCAGCUGAACUGCUCUGCGGGGAAGUGGGGAGAUGGAGUAUCUUACAUCUGGACCCCAACUAGCAAAACUAUAGACAGCUCCUUCCAUAUUGUCCAGAGCGAUUUUCAAGGCAAUGACACAAACUGCACCUGCACCUGCACAGCAAACAAUCCUGUAAGCAGUGCCUCCAAGACAGUCUCCAUAAAGCAGGCCUGUGAAGGUCAAGGUGCCGUGGAGUUCACUGGUGGCCACCCUCCAUACGUGCUUACUGGAAUUACAAUUGCAGCACUAAUUAUUGUGAAAGUGAUUGUUAACGUUAUUUCUGUGAAGUGCUUUUUCAGCACCAAGCAAAGAAACACCCCAGAGAAGCUGGGAUGAGAGUGCAGCAUUGAGCAGGAGCAAAAGGUGAGAAAGCUGCACCUGAGCUGUCCUAACUUCCUCCAAGCCCAUUUUCUUGCACCUACCAAGUUUCCUUAUUGCUGCUCUUUGGAAGACCCAUUCAGCGCCAGUAAUCUCUAUAUAAGAAUACGUUCUGGCAAAACUGAAACUUGAGGUCCGGCGCCAGAAAUGCAUCUUUGCUGAUUCUCAAGACUGGAUGAACUUGGACUGUGGAUCUGAUCUGAAACUGUUUCUUCCAAGAUUGAUUACAGUUGAAACAUUUAAAACUGAUUCCAUAGGUUUUCCUUUGAUUUUACUGUAUGCUUGUGUAAUAUCUCUGCUUUGUAAUGUUUGUUGACACCUCCUUUGUCAAAUGUUGAAGACAACCCAGAAACUCCCUUGGGUUUUGGAAUGCAGAGACUUGAUUAUUAUUGGCAGCAAGGCAGAGUAUGCGUAUUACAGUGUUUUCAACAGGGAGACAA
This is a messenger RNA of Eublepharis macularius, 1302 nucleotides long. RefSeq names its product SLAM family member 5-like. Gene Ontology annotation, biological process: T cell activation. The coding region runs from base 32 to 820 and encodes 262 amino acids. The record is from RefSeq and is a predicted model, not a curated record. Gene Ontology annotation, cellular component: external side of plasma membrane. The transcript has 4 exons. NCBI's taxonomy places the organism in Eukaryota, Metazoa, Chordata, Lepidosauria, Squamata, Eublepharidae.